Molecule: messenger RNA, 399 nt
Organism: Cucumis melo (muskmelon)
Lineage: Eukaryota; Viridiplantae; Streptophyta; Magnoliopsida; Cucurbitales; Cucurbitaceae
Exons: 1
Coding region: 1-399 (132 amino acids)
Source: RefSeq, a predicted model, not a curated record
AUGACACCUAUGAAGGGUGUUCUACGAUUUGAAGAAAAGGAAAAGUCGAGUCCUCGUUUUGUUGGACCAUUUAAGAUUUUAAAACGAAUUGACCCUGUAGCGUAUUGUUUGGUGUUGCCACCAUCACUUUCUGUUAUUCAUGUUGCUUUCCAUAUUUCGAUGUUGAGAAAGUACGUGGCAGAUCCAUCUCAUGUAGUGGAUUACGAACCAUUGAAAAUUGAUGAGAAUUUGAGCUUUGAAGAACUACUAGUUGAGAUUCUGGCUAGAGAGGUAAAGAUGCUUCAUAACAGAGGGAUUGCAUUAGUAAAAGUUUUGUGGCAAAAUCAUCAAGUUGAAGAGGCUACGUGGGAGAGGGAAGAUGACAUGAGAGCUCGUUAUCCAGAGUUGUUCGAGGAUUAG